ACACCGGUUUCAGCGAAAGACGUUUAUGCAUCGUCAGAUUUACAAUUUAGAUAUUUAUAAACCUAAAUUAUUAAACCAUUUACUAGAUAAACCUCCGUAUUACUAAUAAUAUAGCACUAUAGAUAUUAGUAAAUUAAUAAAUCUAUUUUGAGAAUUAUUUGUGUCGGUUAGACGAAAUUAUUGUACAUCUGGCAUGUUUAGAAAGAAAAUGGCCUGGUUUUCAAAAAGUGUGAGUGGAGAUCUUCGUCGUCUGUGGGUGUCUGAAGGUGGGUUGAUCGCCAGCUGGACCUCUGCGGAGUACCUGUUCAGUGCAGAUGCGUCCUGCCCUGACACACGACGGGUUUUUGAAAGUGCAGACUAUGUAGAUGACAGGGUGGCAGUUUUCCACAGCUCAUGCCUUUCUGCAUGUGAGCAGCGCCAGAACAUGGAGUCAUUGACUGCUGGCCACUAUCUGCUUCCCCCAGCAUGUGUUCAGAAAGAAGUUAAAGCAGCAGUUGGAUGCUUCAUUUGGGAGCAAGAGGACAACCAUAACAUGUUACAGAUGGGACAGUGUGGCUGUGAAAACCAAGAACCUCAGACUAGCUACAAAGCACUCAAGAUGGAAAACCCAGGGAAAAAAAUUCUCUGUUGUAAUACGCAACAUUAUCCUACCAACAACAAGAUCACAGGGUAUGUUUCAGUAAAUGACCUGAAAAGGUAUCCUGGGGAGCUGCAUGACUUCCGUCCAGGCUGUUCUGGGUUUUCACUGGCUAAAGUUUCCAUGGAAAACACCAUAGCCAUUGAUACGACGAGGAAGUCCAAGCUACCAGGAACCCCUUCUGUUACUUAUAAUCUCUUUAGCAAACCAAAGGAGUAAGAAAAUAUGUAUGACACAUAUGUCAAGGCAAUUGUCACUGAAAUAUAAAGAACCAAUUUAGACUUCUGGAAAGGUUUUUUUAUGUAUACAGGUGCAACCCCUCAAUAAUAAAAGAUAAGAAAGCUAUAUAUUGUUUAAUAAAUAUCUCUUUUAAACUUU
Molecule: messenger RNA, 1015 nt
Organism: Paramormyrops kingsleyae
Lineage: Eukaryota; Metazoa; Chordata; Actinopteri; Osteoglossiformes; Mormyridae
Gene: terb2
Product: telomere repeat binding bouquet formation protein 2
Biological process (GO): homologous chromosome pairing at meiosis; meiotic attachment of telomere to nuclear envelope
Cellular component (GO): nuclear inner membrane
Source: RefSeq, a predicted model, not a curated record